GAUGGCAGCGGACACCGAGCGGGCUUGAGCGCUCGGACCUGCUCCCUCCCCGGCGCGACCUCGGGCCCGACCCCGCGCUGCGGCCCCGGCUCGCUCCGAUCCUGCUCCCUCCGCUACCGCUGCCUGGGCGGAGGCCGGUGGCGGAGGCCCGGGCUGGCCGUCCUGUUCGCGCCCCGGCUCGGCCCCGGACAGCCCGACACCUGUGCAAAAAAGAGGAGGCCGAGUCGGUAGUGAAAAGAGAAUCCUGAAGAAUAGGAUCUCAAGAUGAGUAAAAAGCCCCCAAAUCGUCCUGGAAUCACUUUUGAGAUCGGUGCUCGUUUGGAGGCACUGGACUACUUACAAAAAUGGUAUCCCUCACGAAUUGAAAAAAUUGACUAUGAAGAGGGCAAGAUGUUGGUCCAUUUUGAGCGCUGGAGUCAUCGUUAUGAUGAGUGGAUUUACUGGGAUAGCAAUAGGCUGCGCCCCCUUGAGAGACCUGCAUUAAGAAAAGAAGGGCUAAAAGAUGAGGAAGAUUUCUUUGAUUUUAAAGCCGGAGAAGAAGUUCUGGCUCGUUGGACAGACUGUCGCUAUUACCCUGCCAAGAUUGAGGCGAUUAACAAAGAAGGAACGUUCACAGUUCAAUUUUAUGAUGGAGUAAUUCGUUGUUUAAAACGAAUGCACAUUAAAGCCAUGCCCGAGGAUGCUAAGGGGCAGUUUCUGUUCCAGGUGAAAGCCCAGCAUCCACUAAGCUGGUGUUGUCCUAGCGACCCAGCUGGAUCGUGUAACCAGUCUAUGGGAAGUGAGGAUUGGAUAGCUUUAGUCAAAGCAGCUGCUGCAGCUGCAGCCAAGAAUAAAACAGGGAACAAACCUCGAACCAGCGCUAACAGCAAUAAAGAUAAAGAGAAAGAUGAGAGAAAAUGGUUUAAAGUACCUUCAAAAAAGGAAGAAACUUCAACUUCUAUAACCACACCAGAAGUUGAGAAGAAGGAAGAUCUGCCUACAUCUAGUGAAACUUUUGUAGGACUUCAUGUAGAGAACGUUCCAAAGAUGGUCUUUCCACAGCCAGAGAGCACAUUAACAAACAAGAGGAAAAAUAAUCAAGGCAACUCAUUUCAGGCAAAGAGAGCUCGGCUUAACAAGAUUACUGGUUUGUUGGCAUCCAAAGCUGUUGGGGUGGAUGGUGCUGAAAAAAAGGAAGACUACAAUGAAACGGCUCCAAUGCUGGAGCAGGCGAUUUCACCUAAACCUCAAAGUCAGAAAAAAAAUGAAGCUGACAUUAGCAGUUCUGCCAACACUCAGAAACCUGCACUGUUAUCCUCAACUUUGUCUUCAGGGAAGGCUCGCAGCAAGAAAUGCAAACAUGAAUCUGGAGAUUCUUCUGGGUGUAUAAAACCCCCUAAAUCACCACUUUCCCCAGAAUUAAUACAAGUCGAGGAUUUGACGCUUGUAUCUCAGCUUUCUUCUUCAAUGAUAAAUAAAACUAGUCCUCCACAGCCUGUGAACCCCCCUAGACCUUUCAAGCAUAGUGAGCGGAGAAGAAGAUCGCAGCGUUUAGCCACCUUGCCCAUGCCUGAUGAUUCUGUAGAAAAGGUUUCUCCUCCCUCUCCAGCCACUGAUGGGAAAGUAUUCUCCAUCAGUUCUCAAAAUCAGCAAGAGUCUUCAGGACCAGAGGUACCUGACGUUGCACAUUUGUCACUGGGACCCUGUCUCCCUCUUGACUUAAGUCGUGGUUCGGAAGUCACAACACCGCUAGCCCCAGAUCCCUCUUACCAUAAUGAAUGCCUCAGAGCAGAAAAGGAAGAUACACAGAUGCUUACAAAUCUUUCUUCCAAAGCAGUGACUGAUGUAAGAGGAGCUCCAGCAGCCUCAGGAAUAUCGAAAACGGAAAAAAAAGUGAAAUUGGAAGAAAAAAGCUCAACUGCAUUUGGUAAGAGAAAAGAAAAGGAUAAAGAAAGAAAGGAGAAGAGGGACAAAGAUCACUACAAACCGAAGCAGAAGAAGAAGAAGAAGAAGAAGAAGAAAUCUAAGCAGCAUGACUAUUCAGACUAUGAAGACAGUUCCCUAGAAUUUUUGGAAAGGUGCUCUUCUCCACUAACUCGAUCUUCUGGGAGUUCUCUGGCUCUGCGAAGCAUGUUUACGGAGAAAAAUACAACAUAUCAGUACCCAAGGGCAAUCUUGUCAGUUGAUCUUAGUGGUGAAAACUUAUCAGACAUGGAAUUCCUUGACGAUUCUUCCACGGAGAGUUUGCUCCUCAGUGGGGAUGAGUACAAUCAGGACUUUGAUUCAACGAAUUUCGAAGAAUCUCAGGAUGAAGAUGAUGCCCUUAAUGAAAUUGUGCGAUGCAUCUGUGAGCUGGACGAGGAGAAUGGCUUCAUGAUUCAGUGUGAAGAGUGCCUGUGCUGGCAGCACAGCGUGUGCAUGGGGCUGCUGGAGGAGAGCAUCCCGGAGCAGUACCUCUGCUACAUCUGCCGGGACCCCCCGGGUCAGAGAUGGAGUGCAAAGUAUCGCUACGAUAAGGAUUGGUUGAAUAAUGGGAGAAUGUGUGGGUUAUCAUUUUUAAAAGAAAAUUACUCUCACCUCAAUGCCAAAAAGAUAGUUUCCACACACCAUUUGCUUGCUGACGUCUGUGGUGUUACAGAAGUCCUGCACGGGUUACAGCUGAAGAUCGGAAUACUCAAGAAUAAGCAUCAUCCCGACCUUCGUCUCUGGGCUUGUUCCGGGAAGAGGAAAGAUCAAGAUCAAGUGGUUGCUGGGGUGGAGAAAAAAAUAACAGCGCAAAACACAGUUAAUGUGGAAGAAAAGAAGUAUCACGUUCAGAACCACAAAGAACCACCUCGUUUGCCCCUAAAAAUGGAAGGAACUUAUAUAACAAGUGAGCACAGCUACCAAAAGCCACAAAGUUUUGGCCCAGACUGCAAAUCUCUCGCAGACCCUGGGAGCUCAGAUGAUGAUGAUAUUAGUAGUUUUGAAGAAGAACAAGAAUAUCACACGAGAGAUAAAAACCGUUUACGAUAUCCAGUAAAAGAAGAUGGAAGGCCCGGAAAGAAGAAUCCAGCUGAAAGGAAUACAGUAUUUGUUUAUAAUGAUAAAAAGAGCACUGAAGACCCGGGAGACUCGCAUCUUCAGUGGCAGCUCAAUCUCCUUACGCACAUAGAGAACGUGCAGAAAGAAGUCACCAGCAGGAUGGACCUCAUAGAAAAGGAAGUUGACGUUCUGGAAAGCUGGCUUGAUUUCACAGGGGAGUUGGAGCCACCCGAUCCUCUCGCAAGGCUGCCCCAGCUUAAGCGCCACAUCAAACAGCUCCUAGCUGACAUGGGCAAAGUACAGCAGAUAGCCACUCUCUGCUCCGUGUGACGGCAGCGAACACCUGAUGCAGAGAAUGGGGCUCUGUUCAGUCGACUGGCUUUUGUUAUCCACAUGGCUGCUACGUGGAUAGUUAAAAAGCCUAGUGAUGUUUGAUCAUUCACUGAUUUGUGACAUCAAUAGGAUGGCACCUUGGAAAGGAAAGUGAAGAACAACUGUAUCAGGGAAGCUAAUAUUAAAAAACAUUCAUGAGCUAGAUACAAAUGAUAAUGUGCCAUAUGCCCAGGAUCAGUGGAGGUAGACUAGAAUCUAUGCUGAGGGAAUCAGAUUGGCAGGAUUUUUGAGUAAGUUGCUAAUGUGAAACACGAGAUACCUGUAGGAAGAAAUAUGGUGCAUUCAUAUAGUUCUCAGUAGAAAGAUCUAUGUUUAUAAACCAGCAUUUGGCCAAAACCCAAAUUGUAGAGGAGAUUUAAAUUGUGGAGAGUUCUGUAAGGUUGUUGUAAGAGCUGACUUCUCUGCAGUUGAUCCAGCUGCACUGAAGUCCAGAGUAUUUAAACUUUUAUGGGAUCGUGAACUGUCUCUUAGGUGAUGAAUGUCCUUAACCAGAAAACUGACAGAAGUCUCGCUUCUGAGGAAAACAGUUGUGGCAUCCUUACUUCAUUAUGAAUAGAUGUUAAAAACAGUGAAAUAAUUGGAAUCUCUUGCUGGUGUUGUAAGCUCAUUGUAAAAACAGAGUGGCUUGCAGAACUGUCAGUGUGCCAAAUAACGAUGCUGCUGGAAAGAGAGGUUUAAAUACUGUGGGGGUUCUUUCACCCAAGUCUUACACAAUGCCAUCAGUCCAUCAGAGAUGCGUCUAUCCCCUAUGCUAUAUAUAGAAGAUAUAUAGUCAGAGUUCAGCAUUCAGGUUUCAGCGUGCAGUUUGACCCUGAGUGUGCUUGAUAUAUGCCUUCAGAAAAAAAAAAAAAUGUAAAUAACCUCAGCUGGGAUGAGGAGUGACAAAAAUAACAAAAUAAUUUGUGGCUGUGGAUUUUUUUUUUUUUUUUAAACUGCUGGUAGUGGAAUACUGGAAAAGCUUCAUUUCUGAAGAUGAAUUUUAUUUUUAAAACAUACAUAAGGCACUCAAAACUUGUAGCUUUGAUCACAAAUGGACAGAUUUCUGAAACCAAAGGCAACUAAGUUGCUGCGUUAGCUCUUGCUGGAACUCGGCCGGCCUCCGUCUGCCAGUGCUCUUGCGAGCCAUGCGCCGCCCUCAUGCUCGGGCAGGUGUGUGUUCCGUGUGUAUGCGCGUUUGAAACAAACACUCGGCGUACAUGUGUACAUAAUCGACACAUAUUUAUAUCUACACAUAUCUAGUUUUAUUACUAUAGUCUAUAAGAGUUGGUGGUUAACAUGAAAUGUUACCUUUUAACAGACUGUUUUUAAAAAAUUAAAAAUGUUAUGUAUAGGUUUUAAAACUUUUUUAAAAAGGGGGGAGAAAAGACUGUUAAGAGGAGGCUAUUUGAUGACAUGUUAACACUUGAAUAUUUUAUGCCUCAUCCUGUUUAUCAGUUCUAGCAGUCUGUAUAAAUGCAUUUUAGAACUGAUAGACAGUCAACUUGAAUUUAUCUUUGAUAAGAAUACAUGCCACUGUACAUUCAGAUAUUAUUUAAAACUGCAAACACACUGUUCUAUAUGUAAGGUACUGUAUGUAAAACUCUUUAUUAAAACAAUUCCACAUAUCAUAAAAUUUCAGCUUGCCUUUUUGCGGCCUUAUAUUUUGAUGUAAAGAUGAUUAAAAGAAUGUGCAAAGCAGUAAUUAGAAAUUUUUAUUGCCUUUUGUGAUUCUCCAACUUGACACAUGUGCCAAAGAUCACAGAGAUAAAAUACAGCCCUAUGUAUUUACUUAUGAUGCAUUAACGUUGUCAGAAGUCUUACUGAGAAAUGAAAAGCUUUAGUAGAAGAGAUACAAGGUAGUUAUUAAAUUUGAAUAUUAAAAGUAAAAAAAGAUAGUGCCUGUAUUUCAUGUGUGGAGUAAACUUUCUAAUGUCUCUUUUUCAAGGUUGAUACUUUAUCUUUUCAUUUGUGUUUUAAAAUAAUGACCCUAACCUUUUCCCUAUUAUGGUUAAAUUCUAGACAUUUAUCUGUUUUUCAGAAUGGAGCAAAUAGCAAUCUUAACAGGCUGUGAAUAGCAGUGUUGCCCAGAUUCUUGUCACAUGCUCGGGGGACCUUUUGUGCCCAAUAACACUCAUAUUCUCAGCCCCUGAUGACCACAGUUAAAUUAAUGUGCAUUUUUUCUUGCAACAUCUUAAAAUUAGAUCACUUUGAUAGCUAGCUGACUAGAAGUUUCAUUAGUAAUUAGAAUAUUAAAUUCUUGCUCUGCCUUAAUGCAUAUGAAUUGGGAGUCUGAAGUUUUUGAUUUAUGUUUUUAAAGUAAAUCUGUAUUGAAUUACUUGUACGCACAUCUCCAUUUAUUAGUAAUACAGAGGGUAUCAACAAUUGGUUGAAGCCUUUUAGCAACUAUAGGCUGCUGACUCAUUCCGUAUUUAGGUGAGUGAAUUUGUUUUUGAGAAGUCAGUCCAUUGUGAGAGGUUUCGAGGAGUUGGUUUUCUUUCCACAAGUCUGUCUUUAAAAAAAUGUGAGUAUAUAUAUAUAUCUAAAUACAAGCAGUAAACUAGGGAGGGUGUUUCUUGAAAAGGUAACUUUUCAUUGCCACCCAGACAGAGUAGACAGACAUUGUAGGGAGAGAUCGUUCUUAGUAUGCUGCUGAUACGUGCAAUUUGUACUUCUUCAUACUCGCUGUGUGGUUCUGCUGACUUUCAAACUUAGAGUAGUGUACACUUUCCUUAAAGGAAAUUGAUUAUUCUCAUUAUUUAAGGUGAAAUCCUUUUUCCCACAUUCACCUUAUUUCCACUGGCUUACAUCCUCUCAGAUGCUGUAUUUUCAAGAUGAAGAACCCCAUUUCCCCUCCAGCCAACAGGAUUUUCUGCCAGCCUCACUCUCUCUGCUAUCACGUCUUCUAAGAGCAGUGGGUGGAAACUCACAGCCUCCUCCCCCACCCCGCCCCAGCUCAUUCCUUCACUGGUUGUGCUGGUUCCUCAAAGUGCAUAGUGUCAUCUUCCUUCUGAAUCCCACUUAGCAGGACACCAUUUUUAUAAAAUCACAUGACGGUAAUACUAUGGGUUUCUGAAAUUUUAAUUUUCAUUCUGAUUGAUGAGAAUGAUGACUGUCAGCCUAGAGGAUUAGCACUGAAUAAUCGCUCUGGGCCAGGUAUUGUGCGUGUUAGCUGUAGCAUCUGAUUAGUUCUUUUGUGGAGAGGCGGAACAGGAUCAUUUUCAAGCUGAGGAGGAGGAGGACGGAAAGCUGAGGGUUAGAAACAUUUAGAGACUUGUCAGGUUCAAGAUGCAAACCCAGUUUUGUUCCAGCUUGUGUUCGCCUCGCAGGUGUGUUUCACAUAUUCUUGUCAUUUCUUUUCUGAAAUCCUUAGUGACUCCCUAUUUCAAACCAAGUUCAAUCUGUGUAAUCUGGAUUUUUUGUACUUUGCCUAAUCAGUUCUCAAAUUCAUUUAAGUGUGUAGCCUCACAAUUUCCAUAGAUGGCUUCAAUCUUUUGCCUUCAUAUUAUUUUCCUCUUCUGGAAAAUUCUUCUUGUUUGUUGUGUCUCUUCAAAUGCAAAUAGUUCUUCAGGCUUCAAUUUCUCUUCCUAAGAGAAGCAGUCCAUCGCUGGGGAUGUCUUAAUAGUGUCCUUCAUUGUACCAAGCUGUGGAGGAACCAUGUCAGUGGAUAAUAUAUUUCUGUGGUGGAACAGGCAGGAGCUUUGUAGUUCUCAGAUUUUUUGCUCUGGCCGUUUAUUAGCAAUGACCUUUCUGACCUUUGGUUUUCUUAUGUGUUAAAAGGAAUAAUAUCUAGCCUAGAACCUGGUUUUUGAGGGUUUAAUGAAGCAAAUACAGUAAAUAGUAAAGUUGAAAGUUAAAUAUGGUAGACACAUUGAAUGUCAUCUGUUUGCCAGCCAUUAAGUUAUAUGGUUGAAUAUUAAUGUUAAUAGAAUCACAGUCUAUAUGGCCUAAUGGAAACAUUAAAAAAAAUAUUUUUUCAACAAGGUAAGUGAUGUCAGAGAGUACAAAGAACCAUGGAGGCAAAAGAAAGAAAAGAUCAGUAGACUUGCAGGUGGAGAGGUUUGGGGGAAAUAGAAUCUAUAAGUUAAUUAAAACAGGGUGUGUGUGCUCAGUCACUUAGUUGUGUCUUGACUCUUUGCAGCCCCAUGGGCUGUAAGGCUCCUUUGUCCAUGGAAUUCUCCAGGCAAAAAUACUGAAGGGAUUUGCCAUUUUCUACUCCCAGGGAUCUUCCCAACUUAGGGAUCAAACCCACAUCUCUUGCUUCUCCUGCAUUGGCAGGCAGAUUCUUUAACGCCACCUGGGAAACCUUCAAUUAAAACAGUCGUUUUUGAAUGUUUUUUGACUGUGACCUCUCCAUAGGAAUUUUGAAAAAUUGUCAUGUUUCUGAUACCUGUUGUCUUUGGGUAACCUGAAAGUAGAUCCAGAGACAAGACUGGAGUGUACUUAGUCAGCUAAGGAAUUGUACUUUAAACAGUUGCAGAGUGUGGUUUCUAAUUUGUAAAUAUUGGGCAAUUAAGAUCAACCUCUUAUCAAUGUUGGAAUAGAAUCAAUACUGUUUUGUUAGUUACCAACAUCUGUUUUAAAAGUACACAAGCAAGCUCUUCUUUAACAUUUGGAAAAUUUUCAGUUUUUAUAUUCUAUUUUUUGCCUUUGUAUUUUACUUCUUAAUAGAAUGUUGUCUUCUUUUAUACUUACAAGUCUUUAUCAUACUUUUGUCCAUACACACAGAAUUGCAAUUUAAAAUUGUAUUUAUAGACUUCUUAGAGUAUCAAAGUACUUGGUGAACUAAUCACUAAUAUCACUGAAUAUAAAAUAGAGAAAUCUACAAUUAUAGUUGAAGAUUUCAGCCCUCCUUUAACACUAAUUGAUGGAACAAGUAGUCAGAAUAUCAGGACAGGAGACUGGAACAAAAAUGAAUACUCAACCUAAUUGACGUUUAGAGGACGUUCCAUCCAACAACAUGAGAAUAUGAAUUUCCUUUUUAAUACACAUGGAACAUGCAAAGAGAUGGACUACAUGCUAGGCUAUAAAAUAGGUCUCAAUUCGUUUAAAAUUGAAAUGUAUAACAUGUUCUCCAACAAUAAUGAAAUUAAACUGGAAACUGGUAUUAGAUACCUGAAAAAACUCCAAAGUGUUAGGAAAUUACCAACAUACUUGUAAACAAUCCAUGACUCAAAAAAGUUAUGUUAAAUUAGAAAAUGACUGAAUGAAAAGGAAAACAUAUAAUGUUAAAAUUUGUGGGAUGCAGCUUGACAUUAGAGGGAAAUUUACCAUUUUAAAUGAUUAUAAUAAAAAGCAAGGUACAGAUUUUAACUAAACUUACUGUGGUGAUCAUUUUGCAAUAUAUGCAAAUUUUGAAUCGUACUCUUUAAACUAAUAUCAAUUAUACCUCAGUUUUUUAAAAAGCUAGAAAUUUUAGGUAAGGUACAAAAUCAUUGGUUUAAGAUUUAAAAAAUGAGAAAGCAGUUUAAAACCAAAAUAAAUGGAAAUAAAUGUGUGAAAUCUAUGAAGUAUCAAAUGGACACACAAAAGGGAAGUAUCAAUAUAAACAAAAAAGCUGAUUCUUUGCAUGGAAAAUAAAACCAGUUGACUCCUACAUAGACUGAAAAUUAGAAUGGAAGAGGGAACAUUACAACAUAUCAAACAUACAAUUUUUUAAAAGGGAUAUAGUGAAAAAAACACUAAUAAAUUUAACAGCUUACAAUGAAACAAAAAAUUCCUCAAAGAUACAAGUUAGCAAAUAGACUUAAAUACAUUGAAUUUGUAAUUGAAAAUGUUCCUUCAAAAUUCCAGGCCUAAAUGUGAAUUAUAUCAAACAUUUAAGGAAUAAUUCUUGAUUUUACACAAGCACUGAAAAAAUAAGAAAGAAACACGUAUUUUUCGAGACCAACUUUAACCUCAUGCCAGAACCAGAAAAAAACACUACAAGGAAAGAAAAUUAUAGAGUAACACAUGUCUAGAAUAUAGACACAGUCCUCAACAAAAUAAUUACAUGAAUACAAUGAUAUACAGGAACUAUAAUAUAUCAAGUUGGGUAUUCCACAGGAAUACAGAGGUGGUUUAAAGUCAAUGAAUUAUGUUAAUUGACUAAGAUAAGGGUUUUCAUAAAUUUCAGUGUCCAUUCAUGAUCAAAAACUACUAGAACAAGAAUUUGCAUAACAAUAUAGAGCAUCUGUCAGGAGACAAACCUCAUAAUGGUAAAGGAAUACUUUCUGUAAGGAACAGAGCCAGAAUAUCCACCCUCACUGUUAUCCAACAUUAAUGUAUAGGUCCUGCUAGUGCAAUAGGGCACUGGGCAAUAAAGGAGAAAAAAUAAAAGGCAUAGUACUUAGGAAGAAAAAACAUUUGCAGGUGACAUGUACUUGGAAAAGCGUAAGGAACCUACCAAAAAUGCCGCUAGAAUUAAGAUUUCUUUACAUUAGCAAGGUGCUGUUGGAGAUUAGGAUUUUCUUAAAUGCAAUUUUUGAUGGCAUCAAAGAAAAAACUUGACAGUGAAUCUGAGAAGAUAUGCAGAACCUGUGCACAGAGAACUACAAAACAAUGCCUAGAAUAAAGAUGGGGUAAAUAGAAAUACUAAGAACAUGGAUUGGAAGACACCAUACUGUUAAAAUGUCAGUUCUCCCAAGACAGAUUAAUAGAAUGCAAUCCCAUGUGAAAUCCCAGCAGACUUUUUGAAGCAGAAAUUAGCAAACUGAUUCAAAUUUUAUAUGGAAAUGUGAAGGAACGAGAAUACCCUGAGAAAUUUUGAAAGAGAAGAACUCAAGUUGAAGGGCAUGCAGUUUCUGAUUUGGAGGUUAUUAAGCUGAAGUGGCCAGGACAGUGUAGAUGUAGCGUAAAGACAGAGAUGUAGGUUGGUAGUACGGAAGAGGGAACCUCGAAACAGACCUGAAAAUACGGCCAACCGAAUGAAGGAUGCGCAGCCUUCCUCGUCAGCGUUUGGUGUUUGCCAAUGUUUUGCAUGUUAGCUAGUUUGAUAGGUGUGCAGUGACACUUCAUUUUUAUUUGCAUGUGGGUGUCCAGUUGUUCCAGUGCCCUUUGUUGAAAAUAAUAUUUUCCCUUUGAAUUACCUAUGUCCUUUUGUCAAAAAUCAAUUGACCAUAAUUACAUAGGUUUAUGGCCACACUGUAUUCUCUUCUCAUUGAUCUAGAUGUCUGUCCUUAGUCAAAUGUCAUACUAUCUUGAUUACUGUAGCUUUAAGGUUUAGAAUCAAUUAGGUGUAAUUCCUUUAAUUAUGUUCUUUUUUCUUGCCUGUUUUUUGCCAAAAUCUAGUGGGGAUUUUUUUUGGUUUUUUUUUUUUUUUUGCAUUCCUAUAAAAGUUCUAGGAUCAGGUUUGUUCAGUUCAGUCACUCAGUCGUGUCUGCCUCUUUGCAACCCCUUGGACUGGAGCACGCCAGGCCUCCCUGUCCAUCACCAACUCCUGGAGCUUGCUCAGACUCAUGUCCAUCAAGUCAGUGAUGCCAUCCAACCAUCUCAUCCUCUGUCAUCCCCUUCUCAGAUUUGUUACUUUCUUUUAAAAGCCUGCUGGGCUUUUGACAGGAAUUGCACUGAAUCUACAGAUAAGUUACCAUCUUAACACUAUUGAGUCUUUUGAUCAAGAGCAUGGUGUGUUUCUCCAUUUGUUUAGCAUUUCUCUAUAUUUUUUUCCCUAGCAAUAUUUUGUAGUUUUCAGUGUUCAGAUUUUGCACUUAUUUUGUUAAAUUUGUUUCUGAGUAUCUUAUUCUUUCUGAUGAUAUUGUAAAUGGAAUUGUUUUCUCAAUUUUGUUUUCAGAUGUUUAAUUACUAGAAUAUAAAUAAAAUUGAUUUUUAAAAAAUA
This is a messenger RNA of Dama dama (fallow deer), 11185 nucleotides long. RefSeq names its product PHD finger protein 20 like 1 (gene PHF20L1). Lineage: Eukaryota; Metazoa; Chordata; Mammalia; Artiodactyla; Cervidae. The record is from RefSeq and is a predicted model, not a curated record. Gene Ontology annotation, cellular component: NSL complex. Bases 265 to 3333 code for a protein of 1022 amino acids. Gene Ontology annotation, biological process: regulation of transcription by RNA polymerase II. The transcript is spliced from 21 exons.